Auxenochlorella protothecoides is the source of this 186-nucleotide messenger RNA. RefSeq lists its product as hypothetical. The transcript has a single exon. The coding region runs from base 1 to 186 and encodes 61 amino acids. NCBI's taxonomy places the organism in Eukaryota, Viridiplantae, Chlorophyta, Trebouxiophyceae, Chlorellales, Chlorellaceae. The record is from RefSeq and is a predicted model, not a curated record.
AUGGCAGCAUGCAGGUGCGCAUGUUGCCGCCUACCAAGCGUCAGCCCCGUCCGACCAAGACACGCACAUAAAAGUUCACGGCGAGGAUGCCCCGCGGCCUGCGGAGCUUGGAGGCCAGCAGGCGCAGAAAUGGGGUCGCCACCAGUGGCCCAGCCACCUCCCCGCCCGCAAAGACAUCGUGGAUGA